Messenger RNA from Bubalus bubalis (water buffalo), 2170 nucleotides. RefSeq names its product carbonyl reductase [NADPH] 1-like. Lineage: Eukaryota; Metazoa; Chordata; Mammalia; Artiodactyla; Bovidae. The record is from RefSeq and is a predicted model, not a curated record. Bases 158 to 622 code for a protein of 154 amino acids. Gene Ontology annotation, molecular function: carbonyl reductase (NADPH) activity. The transcript has 2 exons.
UGGCAGGGCCUCCUCCUUCUCAAGCAAUCACUGCACUGGAUCCCAGGACACAGUUCUUUGCCUUCUGGAAUGUGGCGGGUCUCCACGUCCCACGCUGCGCCACCCCAUCGGUCUCCAGCCUUGUCAGCUCUACUCCAAAGGGCCCUGCCCACAGGCCAUGUCAUCCUCCACCCGAGUGGCGCUGGUCACCGGGGCCAACAAGUGCCUUGGUUUUGCCAUAGUGCGUGACCUGUGUCGGCGGUUCCCGGGGAAAUUGGUGCUCAUGGCACGGGACGAGGCGCGGGGUCGGGCAGCCACACAGCAGCUGCAGACCAAGGGCCCGAGCCCCCUUUUCCACCAGCUGGACAUCACUGACCUGCAGAGCAUCCGGGCACUGCGAGACUUCCUGCGCAAGGAGUACGGGAGCCUCGACGCACUGGUCAACAACGAGGCCAUCGCCUUCCAGAAGUGGUACACAGGAGGUCAUAUGGGCUUCUUUCACUCAGCCUCCCCUGAUGAUGCCAUCUUAUGUAAGUAUAAAGCAGUAUCAACCACAAAACACCCAUUGGUGCAAUACCGUUCACUAACACCAAACAUUGCUAGAGGAAAACAGAGUUCACGGAAAAAAUACUGUAUCAAGUAAGCAUUUUUACCAUAUGGCUUGUGUUUAUUAGCCCUAUUCUUUUUCUAUCCUAAAAGUUGGUGAUCCCACACCAAUUGAAAUUCAGGCAGAAGCGACCAUGUAAACAAACAUCCUUGGUACCCAAGCUGUGUGCACAGAGCUCUGGCCUCUGAUAAAAUGCCGAGGUGAGUCCAAUGGAGCCCAAACUGCAGGGUUUCUGGCAAGAUCUGAGCCCACCUGCAUCUGGUCUCAUCCUUCUCAGCUGCACUGACUUCCACCUGGUGGUCACUCGGCAGGAUGCCCGGUGGCCUCUGGUCCCUCUACACCCUGCCCGAGUCGUUGGUGCUCUCUGUCCAUCUGCACUUUGCACAUUUGGCUCUUUCUUCUCUUUCCCAUCUUAGUUCAAAGGUCUCCUCCAAGAGGCCCUUCACGUGCUCCAUGCCCAUCACAGGGGGUGUCCUCUCAGGAGUCUCUCCCAGACCUUCUCUCUCCCGUGCCCCUCUCAGAGUGACCUGAUUUGGGUUUGUGGUGCUCAUACUACCACAUUCAUUCGACCCCUGAAGACUUUUCUGCUUCUGGCCACCAGAGUGUUUCUUCCUAUGGCACUGACAUGGUGUAUUACCAAUACAGGUUUCUAGAUGCUAAACCAAGUAUACAUACUUCGGUCUUUAAGGUUCAGGAAGUCCCCAGACUAUCCUGAAGUUCAAUAAUUCACUGUAAGGACCGAGAACUAGGCAAACAGCUAUUAUAUUCAAAAGGACAUGGUUUUAGAAAGGUGGACAGUUACUCAGUUCAGCAGUGGUUAAAGGUCUCAUGGCCCAGGGUCUAAGAAGCCCAGUAUGGAGCUGGGACUUGACGUCUCCCUGCAGACCCUGGGGGCACCACGUAUUUCUCCCCCAAACAGCCUGUGUCAGACACAAGGGGUAUUACCAAGCAGUGGGCUCGACCCAGCCUUGAUGUCCAGGGUUCUUGGUGAGGGGUGGUCACGCAGGCAUGGCCCACUGCCCUCAUGGCGGGCCCUGCUCUCCAGCCCAUCCAGGGGUCCAGCUAAUACCAGCUAGGCCAAGGCCGCCACCAUACUCACACACGAACAUGGACUAGGUAACCUGACCCUCAAACAAGUAAUUGAGGACAGUCUUCUCAGGCAAGGAUGUUCAGGCUUCACUGUUACCUCCCAGAUGUCCUGGAAUAGGGCUGAAGCUUCCUCUGGCCAAGCUUAGCCCCUUACUUAUAGAGAACACCCUCUGCACCUUCCUUAAGACUCCCUUACAUCAAAAGGAUCAUCGAGCAUCUAAGUUUAGCCUAGAUUUUAUUUAACAGAUACAGAAAGAGUACAGAAAUAACAUCUCUCAUCGGGGGCAGCCAGAGUGGGGUUGGAGUAGUUGAGAGCAACAGAUAUUCCAGCUUCUAAAGCCACUACUUCCAUUUUCAUGUGUUUCUACUGAUACUAAUUUGUUUUCAAUUUUUAUUGGAAGAUGGUUGCUUUGCAGUAUUGUGCUGGUUUCUGCCAUACAUCAACAUGAGUCAGCCACAGGGAUACCUACGUCCCCUCCCUCCUGAACCUCUCCC